Tauraco erythrolophus (red-crested turaco) is the source of this 1307-nucleotide messenger RNA. The record is from RefSeq and is a predicted model, not a curated record. NCBI's taxonomy places the organism in Eukaryota, Metazoa, Chordata, Aves, Musophagiformes, Musophagidae.
GCAAGCUGUGGAGUCGAAGCUUGAAGUUAGCGUAUACCCUGCUAAAUAAGCUAACCACUAAGAACGAACCACUGCUGAAGUCUGGAGACCGGGUAGCUCUCGUAUUUCCUAAUAGCGAUCCAGUUAUGUUUAUGGUGGCAUUUUAUGGAUGUCUCCUGGCAGAACUUAUUCCUGUCCCAAUAGAAGUUCCACUAACAAGAAAGGAUGCUGGCAGCCAGCAGAUUGGAUUUCUUUUGGGCAGCUGUGGAGUAACGCUGGCUUUAACCACCGAUGCCUGUCAGAAAGGCCUUCCUAAAGCUCAGACUGGUGAGGUGGUUACAUUCAAAGGCUGGCCUCGUCUCAUUUGGUUUGUGAUUGAUGGGAAGCAUCUGGCAAAACCAACUAAGGACUGGCAUCCACAAGUACGGGAUGCCAGUGCUGAGAUUGCUUAUAUUGAGUACAAAACAAGUAAAGAGGGCAGCACAGUGGGCAUUACUAUAUCUCACGCUUCCAUGCUGGCACACUGUCAUGCAUUGACUCAGGCAUGUGGUUAUUCAGAAGCUGAAACAUUAACAAAUGUCUUGGAUUUCAAAAGAGAUGCAGGCCUUUGGCAUGGUGUAUUAACAAGUGUUAUGAACAGGAUGCAUGUCAUCAGUAUUCCCUAUGCAUUAAUGAAGGUUAAUCCUCUUUCCUGGAUACAGAAAGUCUGCUCGUACAAAGCCCAUGUAGCGGUAGUAAAAUCACGUGAUAUGCACUGGUCACUUUUGGCUCAGAGGGAUCAGAGAGAUGUCAGUCUGAGCUCUUUACGAAUGUUAAUAGUGGCAGAUGGAGCUAAUCCAUGGUCAAUAUCUUCCUGUGAUGCAUUCCUGAAUGUAUUUCAAUCCAGAGGUUUGAGACCAGAAGUAAUCUGUCCCUGUGCUAGUUCCUCAGAGGCACUGACUGUUGCUAUUCGCAGACCUCCAGAACUGGGUGGGCCUCCUCCCGGAAAAGCAGUGUUAUCUAUGAAUUGCCUGAGUUUCGGUGUGAUAAGAGUGGAUACAGAAGAGAAGUUGUCGGUGUUAACUGUACAGGAUGUUGGUCAGAUUAUGCCUGGAGGUAGGAAGGCAUUUCAUAUCCUCAUAGAAAAGCUGAAGAAGUAUGGGCUUGAUGAGCAGACAGGGAGGAGGACUGAAAACUGGCUGAAGGACCAGGCCCAGAGAGUGGUGACCGACAGCACGAAGUCUGGCUGGAGGCCAGUAACUGGCUGUGCAGGCUGGGACUCAGUACUGGCUCCAAUUCUCUUCAGCAUCUUCAUUCAUGAUCUGGUGGAGUUCAAGAUCCACGGGACG